AGGAUUCACACUAGUUUGUUAUCUCUCUUCUAGCGGUCUGUUUCAGCAUUUAUAAUCAUACAGUGCUGAAAGAAAAUGGUUUAUGUUGUCAUUUUGUUCUGCGUGUGUUUGUGCAAACCGGUUGACGGACUGAACUCAGUGUCAGUGAUGGAGGGAGAUUCAGUCACUCUAGACUCUGGUCUUACUGAAAUGAAGGACGAUCUGAUUCAGUGGAGGUUUGGAUAUAACAAGACUUUAAUAGCUGAAAUCAGUGUACUUGAAGACAGCAUGACUGUAUAUGAUAAUGUUCCUGUCGGGAGAUUCAGAGACAGACUGAAGCUGGACGAUCAAACUGGAUCUCUGACCAUCACAGACAUCACAACUGAACACACUGGAGAUUAUCAUCUAAAGAUCAACAGUGAGAGCAAGAAUUUCAGUCUCACUGUUUAUGUCUCAGCUCGUCUGCCUGUUCCGGUUAUCAGCAGAGACUGUUCAUCAUCCUCCUCGUCCUCAGAGCAGAAUUGUUCAUUGGUGUGUUCAGUGGUGAAUGUGGGUCAUGUGACUCUCUCCUGGUACAAAGGAAACAGUUUAUUGUCCAGCAUCAGUGUGUCUGAUCUCAGCAUCAGUCUCUCUCUACCUCUGGAGGUGGAAUAUCAGGAUAAAAACAGCUACAGCUGUGUGCUCAACAAUCCCAUCAGCAACCAGACUCAACAUCUGGACAUCACUCAGCUCUGUCACACAUGUUCAGGCUCUGUAUCUCUGAUAGUGCUGAUCUCUGUUGCUGCUGUUGCUGGAUCUCUGUUGAUCGUGGCUGCAUUCGGGAUAUGUCACGUGUGCAGGAAGUGUAGAAAAACUGAUCAAAAAGGCAAGUAA
This is a messenger RNA of Carassius carassius (crucian carp), 852 nucleotides long. RefSeq names its product CD48 antigen-like. The record is from RefSeq and is a predicted model, not a curated record. NCBI's taxonomy places the organism in Eukaryota, Metazoa, Chordata, Actinopteri, Cypriniformes, Cyprinidae. The transcript has 4 exons. Bases 76 to 852 code for a protein of 258 amino acids.